UUAAUUUAUUGAAAAAAAAAAAGAAAAAGAAAGAGGCUGACUAAAUUCUUUUAUUAAAAAAAAAAGAGUUGGGAUUUUUUUCCUCUUAUUUUUAAUGCUUAAAGACGUUUAAAAGGCUGUUUUGGGGAAAGCAAUUAGCAUUAUUCAGAAAUCUUGGAAGGUAUUUGUUUGGAUUCGGAAGGAGAGAAUUGUGGCGUCACUACACACAGGGCCUUACCUAGUUAAGAAAUAGAAGAUGAUAAUGAUAACCGCUUCUUGAAACUCCAACAUAACUCUAAGUUGAAGCCCUUCUGCUUAAACCCUAAGCCUACCCGCAGUUGUUUUUGUGUUUUCAGAAUGGUUCACGCUCUGCAAUUCUCGUUUCCGGUGUCUGGGUUUCAGACUCCAUUGAAGAUUAGGAGAAGGAAAUUUGGUGAUUUUGGAAUUGUCUGCUCUUCUACGCUCUCCGAUUCUCCAGAAGAAGGACAGGAGAUAGGGGAUGCUGGUAAUAAGAGAGGUCAAUGCCCACAACAUGUGAUUUUGCUGGAGAAAUAUAACAAUGGUACUGCAAAAAGGUUCAUAUUAGAUGAUGACAUACAAAUACAAACCUUCCUCGAGGAAGAAGGAUCCAAAACUGAGAGGGUCCAAGGCUCUAGCUUCUCAGAUACGCAAUUAUCUUGGCUUCCUAUCAUUGUUAAAGACUUUAUUUUGCCAGCAGGCUUCCCUGGAUCAGUUUCAGAUGAUUAUUUGGAAUACAUGUUAUUACAGUUCCCCACCAAUGUUACUGCAUGGAUCUGUCACACAUUGGUCACAUCAAGUCUCCUAAAGGCUGUUGGAGUUGGUUCUUUUUCAGCAACCACUGCUGCUGCUUCUGCUGCUGCUUCUGCUGCUGCCAUCAGAUGGGUUUCAAAGGAUGGCAUUGGUGCUGUUGGUCGCUUAUUUAUUGGUGGACAGUUUGGAAAUCUUUUUGAUGAUGAUCCAAAACAAUGGCGCAUGUAUGCUGACCUCAUUGGCAGUGCUGGAAGUAUCUUUGACCUCAGCACACAGUUGUAUCCUGCUUAUUUCCUGCAAUUAGCAUCUCUUGGGAAUCUUGCCAAGGCUGUAGCAAGAGGACUAAAGGAUCCUUCAUUUCGUGUGAUUCAAAACCAUUUUGCUAUUUCUGGAAAUUUAGGAGAGGUAGCAGCAAAGGAGGAAGUUUGGGAAGUAGCUGCUCAGCUGCUAGGCCUUGCUCUUGGCAUAAUGGUGUUGACUUCACCUCUUGUUGCAACAUCAUAUCCAGUGUUGGCAUUCACAUGGAUGAGCAUGCGGCUCCUACACCUGUGGUUACGUUAUCAGUCUCUUUCGGUGCUACGAUUUAAGAGUAUAAACCUAAAGCGUGCCCGUAUAUUGGUGAAAUCACACGUUCUACACUCGAUUGUCCCAGGAUAUGUUGAUUGCAAUAGGAAAGAGAAGAUUUUGUCAUGGCAAAGAUUCUUAAAGCCAAGAAUCAUUUUUGGUGUGUCCUUGGAGGAGCUGAUUGGUGGUGAGAGACCUGUUUCCAAGGUGAGGACUCUUCUCAAAUUAUAUUCCCAGGAAAAAUAUAUUCUAGUGGUGAAGCAACAGGGGACAGACUUUGAGGUCUUCGUUUCAUUCAAGGUGGGAGCUACGAGUCUAUCAGUCCUGCGAAGUAUAUGGCAGAGUUACUGGCUGCAGGAGAAUUGGUGUGGAUCAGAUAAUAUCCUUGUUCAGCUGGAGCAAAGCUUGUUAGAAUUGGAAGAGUCCUUUGGGGAUUUUACCCAACAGUUGAAAAGCUCUGGAUGGGAUUUGCAAAAGAUCAAUCUGAAGGUGCCCAAAAAACAAUCCAUUGAAGAAGUGGGUGCUAUUUGAUUGUUUGCUUAUCAAUUGCCAAAACAUCUUAUGCCUGGCAAAAUAUCUUGUGUUGAGACAAGAUAGCUUUGCUCAUGGAACGUUUGUCCGCAUUGGGCUGCUGUUUGAGCAAGGAGCUCUGCUGCUAUUACAUGUCACAGUCUGCCAGUUUUGCACACUAAAAAAUGGGGGGAGAAAUGAAGAAGAACACGGCAAUUUAUACCUACAGAGUGGAAAAAUCCAGUUAGCCUUCCUCACCUUAGUUCAUCCAUUCAAAUCCGGAAUGAGCAUGUAAAUCCCUCUUCUUGUGUCCUUUUUAGCUCUUAUUCAAACCGUUUUUGUUGCUGAGAAAAUGUUCCAUAAUCCAUUUGGUUCAUCUUUCUUCUCCAUGUCUCUGGAGGUUUCAUUGUUGGCUUUUCCUCUAGUUAUUUAAUUCCCAAGAAAAGUUACAAAACUAUUUUGCAUC
Vitis vinifera (wine grape) is the source of this 2290-nucleotide messenger RNA. Its product is annotated as protein root UVB sensitive 5. The transcript has 15 exons. The record is from RefSeq and is a predicted model, not a curated record. Bases 337 to 1845 code for a protein of 502 amino acids. NCBI's taxonomy places the organism in Eukaryota, Viridiplantae, Streptophyta, Magnoliopsida, Vitales, Vitaceae.